GAUCUGAUACAAGAUCAGAGGCAGGUUUAACGAACUUGAAGUCUAAAGGAUUCUUGAUACAUCCAAAUUAUACAGUUUUCACAUUAGUUUCAGCAAUUGAAGAAGAGUUCAUACAAUACUGUGACGUUCCUGAAGUGUUUGAUAAGACUAUACAAUUUUUAUUAACACUAUUCCUACCAGGACCGGUCAGAUGA
This is a messenger RNA of Cinara cedri, 194 nucleotides long. The record is from the annotation of a GenBank genome assembly. NCBI's taxonomy places the organism in Eukaryota, Metazoa, Arthropoda, Insecta, Hemiptera, Aphididae.